Molecule: messenger RNA, 2237 nt
Organism: Perognathus longimembris pacificus (Pacific pocket mouse)
Lineage: Eukaryota; Metazoa; Chordata; Mammalia; Rodentia; Heteromyidae
Gene: Fnbp1
Product: formin binding protein 1
Exons: 17
Coding region: 135-1991 (618 amino acids)
Biological process (GO): signal transduction; endocytosis
Molecular function (GO): protein binding
Source: RefSeq, a predicted model, not a curated record
UCGGAGGAGGCGGCGGUCGCGCGGGCAGCGGGCUGUCCGCGGUUGCGGGGCCUCGAGCGGCGAAGCGAUCGCCGGUGACGGGCACUGGAGAGCUGCGCCCGCUGCGCGGGGCGCCCCUUCCCGCCCCCUGCACCAUGAGCUGGGGCACCGAGCUCUGGGAUCAGUUUGACAACCUAGAAAAACACACGCAGUGGGGGAUUGAUAUUCUUGAAAAAUACAUCAAAUUUGUAAAGGAAAGGACUGAGAUUGAACUCAGCUAUGCAAAGCAACUCAGGAAUCUUUCAAAGAAAUACCAACCCAAAAAGAACUCGAAGGAGGAGGAAGAAUACAAAUACACGGCAUGCAAGGCCUUCCUUUCCACCCUGAACGAGAUGAGCGACUAUGCUGGACAGCAUGAGGUCAUCUCUGAGAACAUGACAUCCCAGAUCACUGUGGACCUGGCCCGCUACGUUCAGGAGCUGAAGCAGGAGAGGAAAUCGAACUUUCACGAGGGAAGGAAGGCACAGCAGCACAUCGAGACUUGCUGGAAGCAGCUUGAAUCAAGUAAGAGGCGCUUCGAGCGGGACUGUAAGGAGGCCGACCGGGCGCAGCAGUACUUUGAGAAGAUGGACGCCGACAUCAACGUGACCAAGGCAGACGUCGAGAAGGCACGGCAGCAAGCUCAAAUCCGGCACCAAAUGGCAGAGGACAGCAAGGCAGAUUACUCCUCCAUCCUGCAGAAAUUCAACCGUGAACAGCACGAGUACUACCACACCCACAUCCCCAAUAUCUUCCAGAAAAUCCAGGAGAUGGAGGAGCGGAGGAUCGUGCGGAUGGGGCAGUCCAUGAAGACAUACGCAGAGGUCGACCGGCAGGUGAUCCCGAUCAUUGGCAAGUGCUUGGACGAAAUUGUGAAGGCGGCGGAGUCCAUUGAUCAGAACAGGGAUUCCCAGCUGGUCAUAGAGGCUUAUAAAUCAGGAUUUGAGCCCCCUGGUGACAUUGAAUUUGAGGAUUACACCCAGCCCAUGAAACGCACCGUGUCCGACAACAGCCUUUCCAAUUCCAGAGGGGAAGGCAAACCUGAGCUCAGACUGGCCGGCAAAGCCAAAGGAAAGCUAUGGCCAUUCAUCAAGAAAAACAAGCUUAUGUCCCUUUUAACAUCCCCCCAUCAGCCUCCCCCUCCCCCCCCUGCCUCUGCCUCACCUUCUGCUGUUCCCAACGGCCCCCAGUCUCCCAAGCAGCCAAAGGAACCCCUCUCCCAUCGCUUCAACGAGUUCAUGAUCUCCAAACCCAAAAUCCACUGCUUCAGGAGCCUAAAGCGCGGGCUUUCUCUCAAGCUGGGCUCCACUCCUGAGGACUUCAGCAACCUCCCGCCCGAGCAGCGGAGGAAAAAACUCCAACAGAAAGUCGAUGAUCUCAACCGAGAAAUCCAGAAGGAGAUGGACCAGAGAGACGCCAUCACCAAGAUGAAGGACGUGUACCUGAAGAACCCGCAGAUGGGGGACCCCGCCAGCCUGGACCACAAGCUCACAGAAGUCACCCAGAACAUCGAGAAGCUGCGAUUUGAGGCCCAGAAGUUUGAGGCCUGGCUGGCGGAGGUGGAAGGCAGGCUCCAGGCCCGCAGCGAGCAGGUGCGGAGGCAGAGCGGGAUGUAUGACGGCCAGCCGCCCCCCGCCGGCCACACCUGCGCCCAGGACCGGGAGAGCAGCCCAGAUGGCAGUUACACGGAGGAGCAAAGCCAGGAGAGCCAGGUCAAGGUGCUGGCCACGGACUUCGACGACGAGUUCGACGACGAGGAGCCGCUCCCCGCCAUCGGGACCUGCAAGGCCCUGUACACGUUUGAAGGUCAGAAUGAAGGCACCAUCUCGGUGGCGGAGGGCGAGACGCUGUACGUCAUCGAGGAGGACAAGGGCGACGGCUGGACCCGCAUCCGGAGGAGCGAGGACGAGGAGGGCUACGUCCCCACGUCCUACGUGGAAGUCUGUCUGGACAGAAAUGCCAAAGAUUCCUAAGGUGGCCUCGCCGGACCCCGCAAGCCUGCCAGGAGCCACCACGUCCAUCCGUCCAUCGCUUCUGCACCCGUCCGUCCGUCUGUCCGUCCGCUUGUCCCCACAGGCCGCCCGGGCUCCCCGCGCAUUCCACACUGUGCCUUCUGAGAACAACGGCGCCCGUGGGGCCUGGGUGGCCCCAUCUGUCACCCACCUGCCCCCCAGGGCCUACUUAACCAAUGCAUCCUGGGGGGGGGCUUCCCGGGUUGG